AUGGAACACGAUGAAGAAUUGAGACGCAAGGUUGCCGUCUUUACUAAUUCAACGCUUCAUAGUGACACUUCACCCCCUUGCCAGAACCCAGGGCCCAGGAUAGCAGCACUCACUUCAUGGUACGAAUGCUACUACGAUGUCUGGCUAGGCGGACACUGUUUCCGUACAAUCGCGAAAAUGCACCAGAAAUACGGCCCCAUCGUCCGCAUCAGUCCCAACGAAGUACACUUUAACGACCUAGACUUCAUCGACUCCCUCUACCCCGGCGCCGGCGAGCGCAAAACCAAUAGACCCGUCAUGGUGGGCAAACAAAGUGGAACUCCAGACUAUAUGACCGCCACCGAAGACCACGACAUGCACCGCCGGCGCCGCGCCGUUAUUAAUCCCUUCUUCUCCGUUGCUAGCGUCCGCAAACUCGAGCCCGUCAUCAGGCAACACACCGAAAAGGUACUGGCUCGGCUCGAGCAGGCUACCGAGCCCGUUGAGAUGAAUCUACUGUUCAAGGCAUAUGCGAACGACACGGUCGUGCAGUAUGCGUUUGGCGUCUGCUUCCAUUUCCUCGACGACGCCGAGUGCGGGAAGCCGUAUUUCAAAGCCGUCGACAUGUUUUUCAGCCUCAACCAUCUUUUUGGGCAUUGGCCCUUCAUCGGGUGGAUGGUAGGGAAGGCGCCCGGCUGGGUGAUGAGAAACUUUGGCGAGGGGCUGAGAGAAAUGUGGAGAAGAAAAUGGUACUGGUGGAUCCAGAAAGUUGGUGAGAUUAGGACCUCAAACGACCCCGAGCGCGUCAAGAGCACAAUCUUCGGCGGCGUGCUGAACAGCUCGCUUCCCGACGCAGAAAAUACGGAUCUGCGUCUUGCGAGCGAAACGCAACUCGUUAUUUUCGCCGGCGAAGGGACUACGGCUAACCCUAAAAUCUCCAGCACACACCCCUCUAUCCUCGCUACCGUCAAAGCCAAGCUGUCUUCUCUACCCGACUCGCCUUCCUUCGCCCAAAUCGACGCGCUACCCUACUUUAACGCCGUGAUCCAGGAGACCAUUCGCCUGCAUCCCGGCGUCUCCGUCGUGUACGGCGAGUAUGUGAUUCCUGCGGGCGUCACGUACGGCAUGACGCCCACGAUCCUGCACAAAACAGCCUCAGUAUUCAAAAAUCCGGAGGAGUUUAGGCCCGAGAGGUGGAUUGAGAACCCUAAGCUGUCGCGCGCAUUCAUGGGGUUUUCGAGGGGGCCGAGGGGGUGUAUUGCUGUCAAUCUCGCGCGCAGAGAGAUUUCUGUCUUACUAGCAGCGCUGCUGGUUAAGUACGAUGUAUAUGAGGAAGGAGGGGGGAAGAUGGGACCUACGUUACAGGUGUUUGAUACAGCUAAGGAAAGAGAUAUCGAUACGAAUAGCGAGUAUAUUAUUCCUGCAGUAGCGAGGGGGAGUAAGGGGUUGAGGAUGGUAGCAAGGCGUUAGACGCUCCUGGUGGGAAGGCAGGAGAGUGUGAGCGGUAGAGUGUCUUGAAGGCCACGAGUAAGGGCUCGAGGACGGUAAUCAGGUAUUAAGGGCGUUUCGCGCCCUACAUGUGCCAUUUUGCAUCAUGGUAGAAAUGUAGCUGACCUACUUUGUACUUGUCACUCGCCAACUUCGAAGCCUCAGGACGAAAUUCG
Messenger RNA from Cucurbitaria berberidis CBS 394.84, 1643 nucleotides. RefSeq names its product cytochrome P450. The coding region runs from base 1 to 1449 and encodes 482 amino acids. The record is from RefSeq and is a predicted model, not a curated record. Lineage: Eukaryota; Fungi; Ascomycota; Dothideomycetes; Pleosporales; Cucurbitariaceae. Gene Ontology annotation, molecular function: monooxygenase activity; iron ion binding; heme binding. The transcript has 9 exons.